This is a messenger RNA of Penicillium soppii, 1845 nucleotides long. RefSeq names its product putative sucrose transporter. Gene Ontology annotation, cellular component: membrane. The record is from RefSeq and is a predicted model, not a curated record. Lineage: Eukaryota; Fungi; Ascomycota; Eurotiomycetes; Eurotiales; Aspergillaceae. The transcript has 4 exons. The coding region runs from base 1 to 1845 and encodes 614 amino acids. Gene Ontology annotation, molecular function: sucrose:proton symporter activity.
AUGGGAAAUUCGGCCGAUAAACCCGUCCCUGUCUCCUUACAUGAGGGAUCGCCUUUGAUGACUGCUACUCGCCCCGGGGAUGAGCGUGUAUCACGACGCAUUGUCGUCGAAGAGCCGUCGAAGAAUGUCUGGUAUUUGCUUUUAUUGACUCUUUCUAUUGGUGGGCUCCAGAUUGUAUGGUCUGUUGAACUUUCAAAUGGAUCGCCUUUUCUCUUAUCGCUUGGGAUGAGCAAGUCGCUUCUUGCCUUUGUCUGGAUAGCCGGCCCUUUGACUGGUGGUCUGGUACAGCCAUAUAUUGGCAUUAGAAGCGACAACUCUCGAAUGGCAUGGGGAAAGCGGAAGCCAUUCAUGGUUGCUGGCAGCGCAGCUACGAUCGUUGCAUUGCUAGCUCUGGCAUGGGUCAGGGAGAUCGUUGGUGGUUUCCUGUCGAUAUUCGGCGUCGAUGCAGCCUCAACAGGCGCAAAAGUUUCUAUCAUAAUCAUGGCUACGAUUCUCAUGUAUUGCCUUGAUUUUGCUAUUAAUACUGGUAUGUCCCUCUUCAUGAUCGCCUCAGUCUACUUGGCUCAUAGCGUUCCCACAGUGCAAGCUGCUAUCAGGGCUUUUAUUGUCGAUAAUUGUCCAGCUCAUCAACAAGAACUGGCCAACGCGUGGGCUAGUCGAAUGACAGGUAUUGGCAACAUCCUGGGUUAUAUCUUUGGUUAUAUGGACCUCCCAAGGUUUGUUCCUUUCCUAGGUAAUACCCAAUUCAAGGUCCUUUGUGUCCUUGCCUCGAUAUCUCUAGGUGUUACCAUUGGGAUCAGUUGCACGUACAUCAAAGAGCGGGACCCCCGGUCAGAUCCGCCUGUGGCGGACCAGCUGGGUGUUAUCGCCCGAGUCUGUCAAGUCCAGUUCGCCGCAUGGGUGGGCUGGUUCCCAUUCCUGUUCUACUCUACGACCUACGUCGGACAGCUGUAUGUUAAUCCGAUUUUUGCCAAAAAUCCAAAUCUCUCCAAAGAGGAGAUCGACAAGGCUUGGGAAGAUGCCACUCGAGCGGCAACACUUGCGCUGCUGAUUUAUGCGAUUAUCUCUUUCCUUGCAAAUACCCUGCUGCCUCUGUUCGUGGUCCCUACGUACGGUUCUACUCCAGCGACUGUCUCACAUCGAAAUUCCAUCGAUCGUGUUCUUGAUGAGGACAUGGCUGAACGGAGAUUAUCAUUUUCAAGCAUGCCGACAGGUAAUGCGUCCGAGCCACUUCUCGACCCAUCCCAGGUCACACAGGAGAUAGAGGGCAAGCCGACAUGGCUAUCACGUCUACAGAUUCCAGGAUUGACACUUCGCCAAGUCUGGUUUCUUUCCCACCUGCUCUUCGCAGCCUGCAUGUUCAGCACCAUCUUCAUCUACUCCCACCAAGCCGGGACUGCUUUCGUCGGACUGGUCGGUAUUUCCUGGGCCGUUGUCUUGUGGGCGCCCUUCGCUCUCAUCUCAGCUGAGGUGGCUAGGUUAGAUCCAUCCAGGCACCAUCACCAUGCUAGUCGGACUGAGCCUGAGCGCGCAGCUACCGAAGAUCAGGAGGAUUAUAGUACCAUGGGUAGCGUUAGCGGCAGUGAUGUUGAGAAUGGCCAUCCCAAGGAUUAUAAUGAGGGCGGAGAUGUUACGCAAGCAGGCAUCAUCCUCGGUUUGCACAAUAUGGCUCUUUCCUUGCCACAAAUUCUAUCCAGCCUUGUCUGCAGUGCUAUCUUUAAGGCUUCUCAGAAGCCAAGGGGGGAACCUUGGGAUGACAGCGUUGGGUGGGUGUUACGAUUUGGUGGGUGCGCUGCUUUGGUGGCUGCAUGGUUGACUAGAAGGGUUUCGGAUGGAUCGAGGUAA